UUAUUUUGACACCACACUCCGGAAGUUUUCUCCGGAAGUCCUCGCUAUGUUCAAAGAGUUGUACCUGGCUGCGUAUGUUCAAAAGAAACAGGUUUAUUUGUUUGGAAAACCGCGGCGUGAAUUACAUUUGUGAUCUUCGGUGUGAAGACAUGAAUGUACCGCUUAUACUUCGGGUCAAGUGAACAAUUUUAGGUACAAACUCUUCUGAAUGUCUUACAUGGAGAACAUUGUGGUUUACAUUCCCAAAGAAGCAUGUGUCAAAAACAUGCCUCUGCAGUCCCUGUCCAGCUCCACAGCUAGGAAGAUCAGUAUCGCUCUUUCACAUAGAUCAGAGAAACAGAUGCCGCAGACAGUGACGUGGAUCUGUCCGGUUGAGCUCCGGGAAAAAGAAUUGGCUGUGGGCAAGGACACCAGAGAACGGGUCCCACUGAGCCAGAGGCCACUGGUCUCCAGAAUAACUCCAGGCCAGUUUUCGCUGCCCGUUGUGAGUUCCAGCAUUACUGCCUUUAAGGUCUUAAGAACAAUUUUAAAAGCUCAUAAGCCUAAAAUACGAUUUUCAGGGCUGGAAAAGGAAGCUGCUUCUCAGCCCAUCAUCAGGGAUUCUGAUCGGCAAAAUGCUAUUAUUGUGUAUAAUGGCCAGAUCUUCCUCUCAGUGAGGAAGUCACGUUGCAAGCGAGUGAGAUUUCAAAGCUCUCCCUCAGUACCUUCAGGUGUGUGUCCUGUUUCUCCUAGUCAACAGAACAAAAUAAGCACAUCUAGUCAGGCACAACCACUCCUGGACACUUCAUCCAUUCCUCAACAGAGCAAGAAACAGGAUGUUCAGACUCCAGACAAAGAUCUUGACAUUAACACACAGAUUUCACCACUUCUGCCCAAAGUCUCUGAAGAAAUGCCAGAGAAAUGCUGUACAGACAAAGAGCAUCAAAAGGAAGAUGAGACACCGCGUAGCCCACCUAAACCUCCUGAGGAUCUGGAGUCUGGUCAGGAGACGUCUUGUUCUCAACCCAAUAUCUUCCAGCAGCCACAGAUCAUCCACACAUCUUCUGGCGUCUCAAAACAGCCCGAAGCUGCAGCAGGAGGAGAAAGAGAGAUGUGCGAGGAUGACAAUGAGCGUUUAGAGGGCGCAUUGCUCCCCAGGGCUGAGAGCUGUCUUGCGUUUGAUUUUGAACAGUUGGCCCAGGAGGAGAGAAUCAACCACCUACGUGCUCGCCUGAGACAGAAGGAAGCAGCGCUCAGCGACUUCAAUGCAAAGCCGACAGAUCAGAUUUAAAGGAUCAGACUGCUCUGUUAAGGAGGUAGAAAAGUUUCUUGUCCAUCAUUUCGUUUGAGCAGCAGAAAAAUGUUUUAAAACUUGAAGGAACAGUUCAACCAAAAAUGAAAAUUCUGUUAUCUUAAGUCGUUCCACAUUUGUAUCAGUUUCUUUUGUCUGCUGAACACAGAAGAAGAUAUUUUAAUUUUCUGCUCCCUAUUGACCUACAUAAUAUGGAGACCAGCCACUGUGUGGUUCAUUCUUCAAAAUAUCUUCUUUUGUAUGCAGCAGAAGAAUAAAGAAAUUCAGGUUUGGGACAACUUGAGGCUGAGUAAAUGACAGAAUUUUCAUUUUUGGGUGAACUAUCCUUUUAUUAUAAGUAAGUACUGCUGUGCAACAAAUAAUCGCGAUUAAUCGCAUCCUAAAUAAAAGUUUGUUUACAAAAUACAUUGUGUGUGUACUAUGUAUAUUUAUUAUUUAUAUAUAAAUACACACACAAGCAUGGAUAUAUUUAAAAAAAAAAGUUAUGUUUAUAAAUUAAACAUAUUUAUAUAUAAUAUUAAUUAUAUCAAUCAAAAUAUAUACAUGUAAAUGUUUUCAAAAUAUACACUGUACAUUAUAAAUAUACACAGUACAAACAAUUAUGUCAACAAAAACUUAUAUUUUGUAUGUGAUUAAUCACAAUUAAUCGUAGCACAGCACUAUAAGCACUUAAAUUUAAUUGUUAAUUAUUUAAUAGCACAAAUAUCGUGAUUGAAAUUAAAUAUUAAUGACAAAAAAUAAUUUUCACUCCAUUACCAGACACAUUUAAGAACAUUAUAUGUGAAAUACAGUGAAUAAUUUGUAGUAGUAAUGUUUGGUAUUGCACUGCUACCAUGAAAUCUUCUUGGAUUUAUUUUAGGUUAAUUCAGUAGAAAUAAAAAAUGGUUCAAAUAAAAUAUUUUAUGUCAUACUGAGCAUUAGUCAUUUCAUAAACCAGUUGCUGUACAUCGAACCUCCAGUUAAUAAAGCACCCACACAUCUGACAUAACAUAACGUUUUGUCUUUAUUUUAUCUGUAAGCGUGCUCUCUCCGAUUGGCUUUGAAUGCGUUCCUACAUCUAUCUUUGUUUCACUUAUCACUUCAGCUGAAGCCUACACACUCCAAAAUCACUUUAACCAGCUUCUUGCUGAGAUAUACUCAUGAUAACUUAUUCCUCCAUUGUCGUCACUCUUAAAAUGGAUUUCAAUGUCAUGCUGCAGAAAAUCUCAAAAACGGCGUUAUAUAAGAUAAUGAUGACAAUUCAAGCUGUAUGAUGAUAUCAGAUAAAUUCAUCCCUUUUACAAAGCUAUAAAUGCUCAUAUGGAUAACGUUAGGAUGUCAGUUUUGGUUUGUUGUUGUUUAUUAAUGAGAAUUCUUUUGUAG
Molecule: messenger RNA, 2653 nt
Organism: Labeo rohita (rohu)
Lineage: Eukaryota; Metazoa; Chordata; Actinopteri; Cypriniformes; Cyprinidae
Exons: 4
Coding region: 209-1270 (353 amino acids)
Source: RefSeq, a predicted model, not a curated record